Molecule: messenger RNA, 6030 nt
Organism: Suncus etruscus (white-toothed pygmy shrew)
Lineage: Eukaryota; Metazoa; Chordata; Mammalia; Eulipotyphla; Soricidae
Gene: PHLPP1
Product: PH domain and leucine rich repeat protein phosphatase 1
Exons: 17
Coding region: 227-5059 (1610 amino acids)
Molecular function (GO): protein binding
Source: RefSeq, a predicted model, not a curated record
GGCGGGCGGGCGGACGGGAGGACGGAGAGUGCGGGAUGAUGGAUCGGCUCCGCGCGCUCGCCGACGUUGCAACGCUCGGGAUGGCCACAUAAUCCCUUGGAACGGACGGACGCACGAAAGAACGCCAGAGCGCCAUUGGCUAAUUGAGCUUGAACCCGCGCCCCCGGAGCUGCCCUCCCCGGAGCUGGGGGCGCCGCGCCCCGCGCGCCCAGCCCCAGCCGGUGCCAUGGAGCCCGCUCCGGCUCCGGCUCCCGGGGUGGCGGCGAUCGCAGCGGCUGCAACGGCUGCAGGAGCCCGGAGCCCGGAGCCCGCGCUGAGCCCGCCCGAGGCCCCCCGAGACGCGCCGGCGGCUGCAGGAGGCGGCGGCGGCGGAGGAGGCGGCGCGCCCGGGCGCAGGAGGCGGCGCUGCGGGGCGGCCCCGGGUCCGGGUCCCGGUCCGGCUGUGGGUCCGGGGCCCGGCGGCGGCUCCAACUCGCUGCUGCUGCGGCGCGGGCGGCUGAAGCGGCAUCUGUCGUCCGCGGCCCCCGCCUCGUCGUCGUCGUCGUCGCCGUCGCCGGCCCCCGCUGCGGCGUCGGCCUCCGGGCCGGCCUCGGCGGCGCUGGGCACCCGGAGCCUGGACAGGAAGGCGCCGCCGAAGCCCCGGCAGAUGCCGCCGCCGCUGCAGCCGUCCGAGCGCGACUGGGUGCGGCAGCAGCUCCGGCGCGGCUGCGUGCACGUCCUGCACCGCCACCUGCGCCCGGUGCUCUGCACGCUCGACACCACCGCCGCGCAGGUGGCCGCGCGCCUGCUGCUGCUGCAGGACGGGGGCCCCCCCAAAGGGGCGAGCGCAGAGAGGGAGAAGGGGGCGCUCAAGGUGCCGGGCUUGGCUGCCCCCGACGCCCCGAUCGCGGACCUGCCGCUGCUCCACCCCAGCCCCAACUCCAACCCCAAAUCCGCGCCCUCCUCGGAUCUCCGCAGCCCCGGAGAACCGUGCGCCCCGGCACCCCCGACGGGCUCGACCUCCGACAGCGCGUCCGAGCGCCUCUGCGGCUCCUCUUCCUCCUCCUCCUCCGAAGAGCUCGAACCCGUCGCUCGAACCCCAAGCCAGCCGCCACCCAAAGCCUCGACCCGCGCCGUCGAGGGUCCGAUCGGGGCCCCGGAGGAAAACGGGGCGACGACCCCCGAGACGGCGCGCCCAUGCACCCCAACAUCACCACCACCACCAUCACCAUCACCAUCACCGCCACCACCGCCCAGCCUGUACGUGCAGCUUCACGGAGAGACCACCCGGCGCCUGGAGGCCCACGAGAAGCCCCUGCAGAUCCAAAACGACUACCUCUUCCAGUUGGGGUUCGGGGAGCUGUGGCGGGUGCAGGAGGAAGGCAUGGACUCCGAGGUCGGGUGCCUCAUCCGCUUCUACGCAGGGAAACCUCACAGCACCAAUUCUUCAGAACGGAUCCAGCUCUCAGGGAUGUAUAAUGUCCGUAAAGGCAAAAUGCAGUUGCCUGUGAAUCGGUGGACCAGACGCCAAGUGAUCCUGUGUGGGACCUGCCUGAUUGUUUCAUCUGUGAAAGACAGCUUGACUGGAAAGAUGCAUGUCCUGCCACUGAUUGGUGGAAAAGUGGAAGAAGUGAAAAAGCACCAACACUGUUUAGCCUUUAGCUCUUCUGGACCCCAGAGCCAGACUUACUACAUCUGUUUCGACACAUUCACAGAGUAUUUGCGGUGGCUUCGCCAAGUCUCCAAGGUUGCUUCCCAGCGAAUCAGCUCGGUGGACCUGUCCUGUUGCAGCCUGGAGCACCUGCCCGCCAACCUCUUCUACAGCCAGGACCUCACGCACCUCAACUUAAAACAGAACUUCCUGAGGCAGACCCCCAGCCUACCCUCUGCCAGGGGGCUCAGCGAGCUACAAAGGUUCACCAAGCUGAAGAGUCUAAACCUCUCCAAUAACCACCUGGGGACCUUCCCCUUAGCAGUCUGCAAUAUUCCGACCUUGACCGAAUUGAAUGUGUCCUGCAAUGCCCUUCAAGAAGUGCCCGCAGCCGUGGGGGAGAUGCACAACCUACAGACAUUUUUGUUGGACGGGAACUUUCUCCAGACCCUUCCUGCUGAAUUGGAGAACAUGCACCAGCUUAGUUAUCUCGGCCUUUCUUUUAAUGAAUUCACUGACAUUCCAGAGCUAUUGGAGAAACUGACUGCAAUGGACAAACUUUGCAUGGCUGGAAACUGUCUGGAGACCCUGAGUCUACAGGCAUUAAGAAAAAUGCCUCACAUUAAACAUGUGGAUCUGAGGCUGAAUGCAAUCAGGAAGCUUGUAACCAAUGAGGUUGACUUCCUCCAGCAUGUCACCCAACUUGAUCUUCGCGACAAUAAGCUCGGUGAUCUCAACGCUGCUGUUUUCAGCAACCUCGAGGUUCUGCACUGUGAACGGAAUCAGCUGGUGACGCUCAGUGUCAGCGGCAGUUCCCUGAAAGCGCUCUAUGCCACCUCCAACGAACUUGUUCAACUCGAUGUUUACCCAGUUCCAAAUUAUUUGUCCUACAUGGAUGUUUCAAGGAACCACUUAGAAAAUGUGCCUGAAUGGGUGUGUGAGAGCCGUAAGCUCGAAGUGCUGGAUAUUGCCCAUAAUCAGAUAUCCGAGCUGCCUGCCCGCUUGUUCUGCAAUAGCAGCCUCCGGAAGCUGCUGGCCGGACAUAACCAGCUGCUGCGGCUGCCUGAGAGGUUGGAGAGAACCUCAGUGGAGGUGUUGGAUGUGCAGCACAACCAGCUCCUGGAGCUUCCACCCAGCCUGCUGAUGAAGGCCGACAGCCUAAGAUUCCUGAACGCGUCGGCAAACAAACUGGAAAUGCUUCCUCCAGCCACACUCUCUGAAGAGACAAGCAGCGUCCUCCAGGAAUUGUAUUUGACCAACAACCACCUCACGGAUAAGUGUGUGCCCUUGUUGACAGGACAUCCCCGCCUGAAGAUAUUGCACAUGGCCUACAACCGCCUGCACAGCUUCCCUGCCAGUAAAAUGGCUAAACUGGAAGAGCUUGAGGAACUGGAUGUCAGCGGGAAUAAGCUGAAAGCCAUCCCCACCACCAUCAUGAACUGUAGCCGCAUGCACACUGUCAUCGCACACUCCAACUGCAUCGAGGUCUUCCCGGAAGUGAUGCAGCUCCCGGAAAUCAAGUGUGUGGACCUGAGCUGCAAUGAACUGAGUGAGGUCACGUUACCAGAAAACCUGCCUCCUAAGCUGCAGGAACUCGACCUGACUGGGAACCCGAGGCUUGCCCUGGACCAUAAAACCCUGGAGCUGCUCAACAACAUCCGCUGUUUCAAGAUCGACCAGCCUUCCGUGGGAGACGCAUCUGGAGCCCCGGCCGUGUGGAGCCAUGGCUACACUGAAGCGUCAGGGGUGAAGAACAAGUUGUGCGUUGCGGCCUUAUCGGUAAAUAACUUCUGUGACAACCGGGAAGCACUGUAUGGGGUGUUCGAUGGAGACCGUAACGUGGAGGUGCCAUACCUGCUCCAAUGCACGAUGAGCGACAUCUUGGCGGAAGAGCUGCAGAAAACAAAGAACGAGGAGGAGUACAUGGUCAAUACAUUCAUUGUGAUGCAAAGAAAACUCGGGACGGCAGGACAGAAACUAGGAGGAGCUGCUGUCCUUUGUCAUAUCAAGCAUGAUCCCAUGGACCCGGGAGGAUCCUUCACCUUGACCUCUGCCAAUGUGGGCAAGUGCCAGACAGUUCUGUGUCGGAAUGGGAAGGCUCUGCCCCUGUCCAGGUCCUACGUCAUGAGCUGUGAGGAAGAGUUGCAGAGGAUUAAACGGCACAAAGCCAUCAUCACGGAGGACGGGAAGGUGAACGGUGUGACAGAGUCCACCCGCAUCCUGGGCUACACCUUCCUGCACCCAAGUGUGGUGCCACGGCCCCACGUGCAGUCGGUGGCCCUGACGCCGCAGGAUGAGUUCUUCAUCCUGGGCAGCAAGGGCCUGUGGGACAGCCUGUCGGCCGAGGAGGCCGUGGGGGCCGUGCGCCAUGUCCCCGAUGCCCUGGCUGCCGCCAAGAAGCUGUGCACCCUAGCCCAGAGCUACGGCUGCCACGACAGCCUGAGCGCCGUGGUGGUGCAGCUGAGCGUGACUGAAGACAGCUUCUGCUGCUGCGAGCUGAGCGCAGGGGGUGCAGGGGGCCCUCCGCCCAGCCCGGGUAUGGGCAUGGACCCGGCCACCGUCAGCAUGGUCCUCAAGGAGCGGCCAGCCGAUGGGCUGGGCGUGCCAUCGUCUAGCAGCGGAUUGGCCUCAGAGAUGAGCAGCGAGCUGUCCACGUCGGAGAUGAGCAGCGAGGUGGGCUCCACGGCCUCUGACGAGCCACCACCUGGGGCCCUGCUGGACGGCGGUGCUGCCUACCCCAGCGAGCCACGCUGCACUCUGCACCCGGGCACAGGUGGCAGCUGCGGCCUUGUGGGUGGCGGAGGAGGAGGAGGUGGCGGUGCUCAUCCGUUCCAGCGCCAGCUGUCCAGUGCCACUUUCUCUAGCGCCUUCUCUGACAAUGGGCUGGACAGCGACGACGAGGAGCCCAUCGAGGGCGUCUUCAGCAACGGCAGCCGCGUGGAGGUGGAGGUGGACAUCCAUUGCGGGCGUGCCAAGGACCAGGAGCGCACACCAUCCAUGCCCACACCCGUGCCCACCUCCUCUACCGAUGUCAGCGACGAGGGCAUCGUCAUCAGCGCCAACGAGGAUGAGCCCGGCCCACCUCGCAAGGCCGAGUGCCCGGCAGGGACCGUGGGGACCAUCGGACGGCGGAGGCCCAACGGCUCGGUGGCCCCCCAGGAGAGGAGCCACAACGUGAUCGAGGUGGCAGCCGAUGCGCCCCUGCGCAGGCCCGGAGGCUACUUUGCGGCCCCCGCGCAGCCUGACCCUGAUGACCAGUUCAUCAUCCCACCUGAGUUGGAGGAGGAGGUGAAGGAGAUGAUAAAGCAGCAGCAGCAGCAGCAGCAGCAGCAACAGCAACAGCAACAGCCACCCUCAGCGCCACCCCCGCCACCCGGGCCGCUCCCACUCCCGCUCCCACUGCCGGGCUAUUGCGACACGCCGCUCUGAGCUCUGCACCCCCAGACCCAAGUGUCUCUGAUCCCCCCCACCCCUGGGGUCUCUACACAUACCCUCCCUCCCUCCCCAACCUUUGUCCAUCCCCCUUUUCUCUUGCUUCCUUUUUCCCCCCCAAUAAUUAACAUUUCUUCCAGCGACGCUCUCCUCCCGAUAUGAUUUAAAUCUGUUCACUUCUCUCUCUCUCCCCCCCCCUAACAUAUCAGAUGUAUAAAGACAAAGAACAAAAAGGUUUAAUAUAUUACAGAGAAACACUUAAUGAUAAUGUAAUAUUUUUUUUAAAUGCCUUUUUUUUUUCCUUUUUGCUGUUUUGGGAAGGCAGGGCAGCUUGCCAGUGCUAAAUGAUUUUAAUAAUAUUGUAAUUCUGUACUUCUUUAUAUAUAUAUAUUUUUGGGGAGGGCUUUUUUUUUUUUUUUUUUGGUCUUGAAAAUGAUAGACAUUUGUAGAAACCCGGAGUCUAACUCCUAGGGCCUGCUUUUCCUCCAUCUGGUGACUGAAGUCACUGGGCUUCACUAAUUUUUCUCUGAGAGAACAGUUGAUUGAGAAAUUUCUAUUGUAAAUAGCUCCGUGUUGUAUAGUGAUGCUAAAGAUGUUUUGUAGUUUUGACAAAAGGGCAAAAGGCCAAAAUAACUGACUCCCCUGAAACCUUCGCACCCGCCUUCCCCACUUCCGCCAUUAACUCCUGGGGCUAAGCAGCUCUGAGCUUUGCUGUCCUCACACAGGGGGCUGCGGGAUCCUGGAAAUGAUGCUGCAGCCCAGGGCCCUCACGCCCCACCCCACUGCCCUGUGCCAGCCUCUCCCACCCACAGACACUUUUUAACUGAGCCCUUCCUGGUGCCAGCAGGUGUCAGCACUAUUGCACAGAGGCCAGCAAGCCGGGCAUACGCCCAGAGUUCUAAGAAGGCAGGAUGCACAAAUGAACAUGUCAUAAUUUUUGUUAUAAUAAAUAUAAAAUUUCCAAGGAA